GAGUCAUCUCGACGUACAUCCCCUUAUACGUAGAUACAAAUGGAAAUGCAGUCGAAUCCAUCGCGCGCGAAAGCGAAAACCAGUUGUCACAACGUGAGAAUAUUCCUUGUCUUCACCCUCGCCGUUACAUUAUGCUACCCAGCUCUCAUCGAUACGGCGGUGGUUCGUUCCGAGAAACAGUUCCAGCGGGUACUGUUACGAGACUUUACAAAUGUCAGGAUUCCACGAGCUACAGAAGAUAGCGAUGAGGAAAACGCACCGAGACGAAUUUGUCAUAACGCGCCCUGUGGAUGGGCGGUCUAUAAUCCGUAUACGCGUAACAUUGAGUAUUUCAUGAGAAACACUUGUGAAUGCCCGGAUGAAAGUUACAAGUGCGUGCGCGUUGGAGAUGAUCUCUCCGCGAGUGCGUACGUAUACCGUUGCCGCCAAAAUACGACAGCGGAGGACAUUGAGUCUCCUUCUCUCGAUGACACUCUCUGAGACGAGAUCGGCAUCUCGUCAUCGGUAUCUACUUAUAUCACACACCAAAUCUGCAGUUACCGCCAUCAUCGUCGUCGUCGUGAUCGUCUUCACGAUUCGUCAUAUCACUCCAGCUCUUCGAGUUUUCGAUAAUACAUCUUUACCGUACAUUUUGAAUGAAAGUGACCUGCACCACACCAUUUGUUUUGUUACAAAGAAAAUUGUGAUCGAACGAUUGUUACUCGCGAUCGUGCUAAAGUGAUCCUUAUUAUAUAUGUAUAUUGUCAGAAAUUGAAAUUAUUACAGGUAUAAACGGCGCACUACCAUUAGGCGCGACAGCCUGAUCAUGCGAUAGUGUAUUCCCUUUCAAUUGUCGGCUGGAUUAACAAUUUUACAAUCUGGAAUAAACUUUUAAUGCGAUACGUAUGCACACACACACACAC
Atta colombica is the source of this 902-nucleotide messenger RNA. RefSeq lists its product as uncharacterized. The coding region runs from base 40 to 480 and encodes 146 amino acids. The record is from RefSeq and is a predicted model, not a curated record. NCBI's taxonomy places the organism in Eukaryota, Metazoa, Arthropoda, Insecta, Hymenoptera, Formicidae. The transcript is spliced from 3 exons.